AUGGCUGCACAACAACAAGAACUAGAUGAGAAGAACCCAUUCUAUGAGUUAGUUGUUAUUUGUUCGACUUCUGGUCAAUUUGACCAAACCGUCAAUUCGUUCAAAGAUAUUAUAAAGAAGUCUAAGUUAGUAUGUAUAAAGGAUACUGAGUUGUUAGAUUGGAUAAAGAAGUACCAAAGAAGAGUUUUGAAGUAUAAUGCUAUAAAUGAGUAUAUAAAUUCGAAGUUUAAAGACCCAAAUGAGGAAAUGCAGAGAAUAUUAGAGAAGAAACACUUCAGAAACAAACAGAAAGAGAUAGAAUACAUUUCGAAGAAAUUGCAAUCUUACGAUUGGAAGACUUACCCUCAUAGAUGUCUUCUUAUCUUAGAUGAUUUCGCCUCUCAUCCUUUGUUAAAGAACAGAGAACAAGAUAUGUGUCGAAUUCUUAAGAAGCUCAGACACUUUAACAUCUCAGUUGUCAUUUGUGUACAGACAGCAAAGAGUUUAAGUAAGGAUGUUAAAAGAAUACUUACUGACAUAAUACUUUUCCCCGGAUUGUCCGAAGACGAUUUCAUGGAACUUAUGAAAGAGUCCAUGGCAGGUAAGUUUGACAGACAUGAACUAUGGGAGAAGUACAAAGUCAUACAAGACCCUCAUACUUCUUUCAGAAUUCAUAUCUACGCAAACAAAGUUCAAAUUGUAAAAAGUCAAGCUUGA
Molecule: messenger RNA, 696 nt
Organism: Trichomonas vaginalis G3
Lineage: Eukaryota; Parabasalia; Trichomonadida; Trichomonadidae
Product: protein of unknown function, DUF4106 family
Exons: 1
Coding region: 1-696 (231 amino acids)
Source: RefSeq, a predicted model, not a curated record